Messenger RNA from Chiloscyllium plagiosum (whitespotted bambooshark), 4634 nucleotides. It is a transcript of the gene tpgs2, whose product is annotated as tubulin polyglutamylase complex subunit 2. The record is from RefSeq and is a predicted model, not a curated record. Gene Ontology annotation, biological process: protein polyglutamylation. NCBI's taxonomy places the organism in Eukaryota, Metazoa, Chordata, Chondrichthyes, Orectolobiformes, Hemiscylliidae.
GCCUCCGUCUUUAAACCCCGUCGGCUCUCUCAGAUAAUAAAACAAAACAGAUAUUUCUGGAGAAACUCAGCAGAUCAGGCAGCAUCUGUGGGAAGCCCACUCCCCGCCUAAAUCGACAACCUUCAUCUGUUUGACGCUUCGAUCUUCUUGUCUCGUGCUCGCCCCGCCCCUAGACCACAUGCCCUCAGCACACCCCCCGUCAAUGCCGUUGGGGAGCGAGUACUACAAUACCCAGAAGGCUUUGCGUUUGAUGCAUUUCCUGCGUCGAGGGCGAAAGCUGACAAUAAGUCGCCUGGAAAGGUUCAUUCUUGUAGGGAUUAGUAUUUAUUUUUCUUUAUUGAUAGUGUAUAGUAUUUGUGUCUGUAUUGCUGAAAGGAGGCUCAAAGCUAAAAUGGAAGAUGGUAAAACGGAGAAUAUGAAGGAUUUAGUAGACCGGCUGACAUUGGGUGUAACCAGAAUACUAGAAAGUCGUCCAGGUGUGACAGAAGUUAGAUAUGUAGAAAAGGAACCAGCAGAGCGUCAUACAAUUAUCUCGUGGGAACAGAAGAAUUGUUGCUUACUCCCAGAGGAUCUGAGGAACUUUUACCAAAUGACUGAUGGCUUUUUGAUGACCUGGAGUAUAAAAUUUGAUGGCAAUAACAUGCAGUUGGGAACAAUGGUAAUCAAUAGUAUUUCAACACUUUGUCGUCUGGGCACAACAUCUGUUUACAGCUUGCCUAAUUCACCAACUCUGGAUGACCUCGAAAAUGAUACAGAUGAUGAAGGUAAAGAAGAAGAUUUGGAAAAACCUCAGUUUAAUUCGAAAUAUCGAAUAUUUGAAUUGGAUUGUUGCAAUGGGAAUGGGAAAGUCUGCCUGGUUUACAAAAGCGUCCAAUCAGGAGUUGUAUCUUCUCAUGCCGAAAUCUGGUUCUUGGACAGAGCACUUUACUGGCAUUUUCUAUCAGAUACGUUCACAGCCUACUAUCGACUUAUGCUUGUUCACUUAGGAUUGCCCCAAUGGCAGUAUGCAUUAACAAAAUACGGGAUUAGCCCUCAAGCUAAGCAAUGGUUUAAUAUGUACAAGCCUGUUGCCUAUAGUGCCAGUCUUGUAGCAGAGGAUGCUAUUACUUUUACUAACAAGCUGGAUCCCAGUCUAGUCUUUAAGAACAGAGCCAAGCUCCAGAAUCCAAAGAAAAAAGCUUGUGCACAGCUACCUGCGCCUCAGAAAAGUCAGGCCAGCCUGGUCACUAGCAAGAAUUCAUCACAAAUCGGAAGUACCACAAAAAAAAUGAUUCCUUAAUUUUUAUGUUGUCAUCCAUAGCAAUUGCAACAUAAUUUUCCCUCUUGGUAUUGCCAUCUGAACUGCUGUGUGUAUAGUUCUGCCACAGAAGGGCAGGUCACAAGUUCUGAUGGUAAGAGUGCAAAACUGGAUGAUUGCAAAUACAGAAAAAAGCAGGGCUUUAAUGUUAAUGAUGUAUAUCAUGAUACAAAUGCAUGAUUUUUAAAUAUUGCUGGAAAUUAUAAAAACAAAUCCAGUGUUAUGAUGAAAUUUAUAUUGGAACGGUUUCAGAAUUACUGAAUCCACAGUUCUUUCUAAUAAGUUUUAUUCCAAUUUCACAGCUGUUUGAAGCCUAAAUGAAGUUCUGUAAAUGGUGUCUGGGCUAUUAUGAGUUUCUUUAUCAUCCUCCUCUGUAAGAUUUCAGUUGGGUUUGAAGCUCCCACAUCAUAAUUUUAGACAGAAAAUAAAGUGGGCUGUAAUAAUCAGUCCAGUGCAAUAAGAAUGCUGAUGGUAUCCCAGAAUUAAUGGAAUUACCAACAUUCUUCGUGUACUGAAUUGUUUGUUAUAGUUUGGUUCAUUCCAGAAGGUCCAUCUACAUUCAGUUUACCAGAAAAAGCAUUGCACAAACAGAUAAACGAAUUUGUGUGACAAGAGUCUUGAAUUUUCAAAAGGACAACCUAGUUAACAAAUAAUAAAAUUAUAUUCUUAUAGGACCUUAACCACUGAAGGAUAGCCAACAUAUUACAUAUUUUCAACCUUUAGCAUGCAAUUGCUGAUAAAGUUACUCAAAAGAGAAGUUAAUUAGUUCGAUUGAACUAGAGAAUUUCUCUUUGUUCUCUUCACAGGCUUAAAUGAAUGAAUCUAAAAUGCCAAAACAAAACUGGUCAUUUCAACAAAAACUUUUUUCAGUCCUGUGCUUCUUAGUAUUUUUCUUCAUGUCUUUAACGUAUCUGACUAUAAUCCAAGCAAACUAAAAGAAAUGUCUCAUAUGCCUGGGACAGUUUUAAUAACUGUGGAAAGCUCCCCAUCUCAUUUCAAGUUUAAUCACUUGUUUUAACUUUUCAGAUCACAUGUCAAGAAAUCUAAUUAAGGAGGUUCUUGACCUUUUCUUGUGUGUCUGGUACUUAAAAUUAAUUCAUAUAAUGACCUUACCAUUAUGGUAUUAUUUUCCAAUUGUAGCUAUAAUUGAUCUUUGAUGCAAGGAUCUUUCUAUCUGUCUUCACAGAACUGCAAUUUGUACAAACGUUUUCCAUUUCCCUGAAAUUGCUAGGAAUUGCCAUACCGUCCAUUUAUGUUUAUGCUGCAAAGUUUGAUGCCAAAGGGAAUUAUCGUUUUGAUCCCACUGCUUGAACAUACGGUUCAAUAGGUACUAUUAAAAAAUGUUUCAAGUAGUUUUCUGUGGCACCACCUGCUGCUACAUUCAAGUUAAUAUGGCAAUGACAUUGGUAGGCUAUCGACACCCAUGGUAACUUUGAUAUUUGACUUUUAUAUAUGCCAUAUGUUCAUGUAAGGAGCAACACAGUUACACUGUUGGUAUCACUGUAGAUACGUAUCUUGCCAAAUUUAGCAUUUCCUACUCAUACAAUGCAAAUAGAGACUUUGGAGUUUAUUGGUAGUAUAAUUUUAUUUAACUUUAUGUACAAUUGCUACCUAUCUGGAAUACCGGAUAAUAUUUAAAAGUCACAUAUAUUAAAUUAUUCAUAUAUAUUUCUCUAUAAAUGUUUGAUCAUUACAGAAGACCAGUAAUCAGUAUUGUAUAUGUUGUAUUGUACCUUUCAUUGAACAUCUGUCUGUUUAAUAUGUGCUUAAUGAAGUGCCACACAGUACAUUUUAUUAUUUGCACAAUGAAGAAAAAUUGCACUGAACAACCACAUAGAACUUGAGAUGUGCAUAUAGGUUUACAUUUUUGGUAGGACUUAAGAACAUAGAACAUUACAGUGCAGUACAGACCCUUAGGCCCUCUAUGUUGUGCUGACCUGUGAACCAAUAUUUGCGAAAUAUUUGCAAGAUAUUCUGUCAAAUAUGCAUGUCAACUGUAAUAACUCCUGUUUUUGUGAAGUUUCCAUUAAGCAAAUAGAAAAUGAAAUGCAAGAACCAUUUUCUAACUUUCCCUUAUUUUGUCCAACUUAAAUUGUUUAUUUGUUAUCACUAUUAAUUGAGUACAGUUCAAAUAGAGAGCAAAUUUUAAUGUUUACAGCCUGUAUUAGAAAGUCAUUUUCUGUACUAUUGUAUGAUUUUCUAUUUCAAAUUUACAUCAAAUUACGGUAUGUUAAUGAUAAAGUUAGUUUGGCCAUCUUUCCAGCUACCUUAACUCUUUAACUGGAAACGCACUCAAUGUUUUAGAAACAAAUCUGAGUUGUCAACAAGAGAAAUCAUGUGCAUGAUCUUAUUUUUGAAUGAUUUACAGUAAUAGCUUGCUCCUUUUCAAGACAGACUUGUUCAUUUUUUCCAGAAAGCACCGAAUAGUAAAACAAUAUAACUAAACAACUUCUUACAAAAUAUAUGUACACAAGUGAGUAACUAGACAUGGAUGUGAGGUAAUUUGGAGUGUGGAGACAACUUUAAAAGAAUAAAAUCAACCGAUAAUGUAAUUUGCAUUUUCUUGAGCAAGACAUCAUUUUGUGGAUUAUUUGGCAGUCCUUCGUCCUCAGUAAAGGUGUACACACUUCUCACACAAUGCUUAGAGCCAAUAUAAUGAGUUGUUCUUAAAACAAGGAACAAAACUUAAGUUUUGCAAAAAUCACUGGCAAGGUACAACUGCUAGCAAUGGGAAAACAAUUAGAAGGCAAAAGUGGAGACUAGGGUCUAUAUAUAAUAUUGAAAGGAGAUAUCACAUUUGUGACAAACUUGGUGAUUUUCUCUAUUAACAUCUUGGACUUAGGAAAUUCUUACCCUGGUUAAGAAAAUGAGUGACAUGGCCAUAGGAAGUCAUAUGUUUUAAAAAGAGUUCUAUGCCAAUAAUGGAAGAAUUGUAAGAAACUGUGGAAAGCUAAUUUCAAUGAGACUUCACAAAUUCUUGCUGAGUCAUGCUUCUGUAAACAACAAAGCUAUAACUGCUUCAUAGAAUUUUGAUUGACAUUAUGAAAGGUAUUUACUAGGAAAUGAGGAGGGGUAAAAACAUUAGUAUUAUGUGCCCAGUUGUUUUCAUGGUUUCUUACCUUUACAGCCACAGUGUGCACUUCUAUGCACAGCUCAGAAUUAAUAAAAUUAAAUCACACUUUAGAAUGUAUUGUAUCAUUUGAAGUCCUAUUUUUCAUUUAGAAAUCAAAAGCAUCUUGAACGUACAUUACCAAGCAUAUAACUUUAUCUGCAGGCCUAAGAAACAGCUGCUUUGAAUCAACACCCCAUUCACACCAUAAACAUUCACUUGCUCAGC